AGGAGGAGAUAACGAAGAAGUUUGACGUGAGGGAAAACAAUCUUUCAUUUCAGAGGGGGAACCGAAAGGACGACUGCGGAAGUGAGGAUUAAAAUCGCGAAUCAACGGAUCCAAUUUUGUAUGUGCCACUGAACUGGAUUUGCAAUUUUGAGUUUUGUAAAUCCUCUGGCAGUCAGUGACGGCAAAAAUCUCAAAUUAUUCUCAGUGUGAGCAAAAUUAGCAUUGCUCAAAGUAAACAUGGGUCUUGGCGGUUGAAUGGACGUGUUCGUCGGCCUUGAAUGGAACUGAAGAACUGUCCGGACCCUUUACGAAGAGGACUUACUAUUGCAUAUGUGGUGUCGUGGCGUCCCUUUUUCAACGCUGUCAGGUUCAAGAAGUGCAGCUGCUAGUUGGUUCGUGGUGGUACCGCUGGUGGCUGUUGUGUUUAGCGGGGACCUGGACGCCCACCCAGUGUGGCGGUUCUUUUUUAUACCGUAGCGAUCUGUUUGAACUAUCGUUAUUCUAAGUGAAAUCCGCAGGUUACAUGCAAAAGGCACUUCAGUUACCCCUUGACACUAGGGUUGGACGCCCAGAAACAGGAGGUAGUCGUGUGUGUUAACAUUCGGAUCAGCGCCUGGUCCGCUAGCUGGAUACAUUUUGGCUCAAUUCAGCCUAAUCAUGCCCGUGCGAAAAAAAGACGCACAGCGAGCUCUCAUGCUCCUUGAAGAAUAUCGGACGAAAUUGAACAAUACAGAGGACAGACAACUGAGACACUCCAUCCAGAGGGUCAUCGACAUCUUCCAGAGUAACCUUUUUCAGGCACUUAUAGAUAUCCAGGAAUUCUACGAAGUGACCUUAUUGGAUCACCAGAAAUGUGUGGAGCCAGUGAAGCCUGUGGAAGUGCUGCCCCCAGUCAACCUGUGGGACUUCCCCAGCUUUCAAAGCACAACGGUGACCUCCGACACCCUACCCAGCAGCCUUAGCACCAGCAUAGAGAAGUACAGGCACCAUGACGAGGACACAUCUCCCCAGGACCAGAGCUCCCCCCAGCUCACGGAGGACGGCCCCGGACCCGAGCUGGUCCAGGUGGCCGAGAAGAACCUCUCCCAGAUCGAGAACGUCCACGGCUACGUGGCGCACGCCCACAUCUCCCCCAUGAAGGUCGAGUCCCUGGAGUGCAUCUUCGACGGCCCCUCGGCCCUCGUCGGGGCCGAGAGAGAAAGCCCCCCGCUGCCCCUCCCCGCCCCGUGCCCCACCAAUCCGGUGGCGCUCCAGCAGACAGAUGCUGUCCCACCCUCCGUUCCCAUAAUCCCUGUGAUCCCAAUCUCGCCCGUCCCUGCGGAGCCCGCCGCUGCCAUCACUCCACCAACGUCACCGCAGGCGAACCCGCCCCCUGUCGUGGUCAACACCGAGAGUCUGGACUCCGCUCCAUACGUGAAUGGGACAGAGGCUGACUAUGAGUAUGAGGAGAUCACGCUGGAGCGGGGCAACUCGGGCCUGGGCUUCAGCAUUGCAGGGGGAACGGAUAACCCCCACAUCGGCGACGACCCCAGCAUCUUCAUCACCAAAGUCAUCCCUGGGGGGGCGGCGGCACAGGAUGGCAGACUUCGGGUGAAUGAUGUGAUCCUGCGGGUGAACGAGGUGGAGGUGCGUGACGUGACCCACAGCAAGGCGGUGGAGGCGCUGAAGGAGGCCGGCUCGCUAGUACGACUAUACGUGCGCAGGAGAAAGUCGGGCAACGACAAGGUGGUGGAGAUCAAGCUGGUCAAAGGACCCAAAGGGCUUGGCUUCAGUAUAGCAGGCGGCGUAGGUAAUCAACACAUCCCAGGGGACAACAGCAUUUACGUCACCAAGAUCAUAGAGGGAGGAGCCGCGCACAAAGAUGGCAGGCUGCAGAUAGGAGACAAGCUUCUGGCUGUGAAUAGCGCCUGUCUAGAGGAGGUGACCCAUGAGCAUGCCGUGACUGCCUUGAAAAACACCCCAGACGUGGUCUACUUGAAAGUGGCAAAACCCAACAGUGUCUUCAUGAACGACAGCUUCGCCCCACCGGACAUCACCAACUCCUAUACCCAACACGUGGAGAACCAUAUCACUUCCCCCAGCUACAUGAGCCAGCCCCUGCCUCCCAUCGCCAGCGGACACUACUCGCCCACCCCUAAGGCCAUGCUGGGGGAUGACGACAUCACCAGGGAGCCCCGGAAGGUGGUGCUGCACCGCGGCUCCACGGGGCUGGGCUUCAACAUCGUGGGCGGAGAGGACGGAGAGGGCAUCUUCAUCUCCUUCAUCCUGGCCGGAGGCCCCGCCGACCUCUGCGGAGAGCUGAGGAAAGGAGACCGCCUGGUGUCUGUAAACGGCGUGAACCUGUGCGACGCCACUCACGAGCAGGCGGCCGCGGCGCUCAAGAACGCCGGGCAGACGGUCACCAUUGUGGCCCACUACAGACCAGAGGAGUACAGCCGCUUCGAGGCCAAGAUCCACGACCUGCGGGAACAGAUGAUGAACAGCAGCAUCAGCUCCGGCUCCGGCUCUCUGCGCACCAAUCAGAAGAGAUCGCUCUACGUCAGAGCGCUGUUCGACUAUGACAAAACCAAGGACUCUGGGCUGCCCAGCCAGGGCCUCAACUUUAAGUUCGGGGACAUCCUCCACGUGGUGAACGCGUCCGACGACGAGUGGUGGCAGGCCCGACAGGUGACCCUGGACGGGGAGGUGGAGGAGCUCGGGGUCAUCCCCAGCAAGAGAAGAGUGGAGAAGAAGGAGAGAGCGCGGUUAAAGACGGUCAAGUUCAACGCCAAGUCACGAGACAAAGGGCAGUCAAUCAAUGACAAGCGUAAAAAGAACCUCUUUUCCCGAAAGUUCCCUUUCUACAAGAACAAGGAGGCGAGCGAGCUGGAAACCAGCGAUGUGGACCACCAUGUCACUUCUAAUGCCAGCGAUAGUGAAAGUAGUUACCGCGGCCAGGAGGAGUAUGUGCUGUCGUACGAGCCAGUCAGUCAACAAGAAGUGAACUACACACGCCCAGUAAUUAUUCUGGGCCCAAUGAAAGACCGCGUCAAUGAUGACCUGAUAUCAGAGUUCCCGGACAAGUUUGGCUCUUGCGUGCCCCAUACGACCCGACCAAAGCGCGACUAUGAGGUGGACGGCAGAGACUACCACUUCGUCAUCUCCAGAGAACAGAUGGAGAAGGACAUCCAGGACCACAAGUUCAUCGAGGCGGGCCAGUACAACAACCACCUGUACGGCACCAGCGUGCAGUCCGUCCGGGAGGUGGCCGAGAAGGGCAAACACUGCAUCCUCGACGUGUCGGGCAAUGCUAUCAAGAGACUGCAGGUGGCGGUGCUCUAUCCCAUCGCUAUCUUCAUCAAACCAAAAUCAGUUGAAAACAUUAUGGAGAUGAACAAGCGGCUGACCGAGGAGCAGGGCAGGAAGACGUUUGAACGAGCCACCAAACUGGAACAGGAAUUCACAGAACACUUCACAGCUAUUGUCCAAGGCGACACGCUGGAGGAGAUCUACGAUCAAGUGAAGCAGAUUAUCGAGGAGCAGUCUGGGCCAUACAUAUGGGUACAGUCCAAGGAGAAGCUGUGAGCGGGGGGCAGUGCGUCACCAUCCCUCUCCCUCCCCCACGCUGUUAUCUCCGUUUAAUUUAUUGAUCACUUUCUUUAGGAGCUGGUCUGCAGGAAACAUCCAGACACCUCAACACCCUCCCACCCCCCCCACCCCCACACUGGCUCACACACACACACACACACACACACACACAUACACACAGAGACACACACUAGCCCGUCCCUUCUGAGGUGACCUUGACCUCAGUUCAGUGCCCCCCACCCCUGACAGUACAUUAGGUCUGUCAACAGAUGCCACGCCCCUGUAUUCCAUGAUCACUGCUACCUGUUUGUAGAAAGGAGGGGGGAGAGGAAGGCAGACCAGCAGCGACAACGAGAGGGCUUUAUGUUUUCCUUUUUUUUUUUUUUUUCAAACGGUACUGUUCCUUAAUGUUUAAGGAAGUUUCUAGGAAGUAAAUGGUCAGUUGUAUUUUGGAAAACACAAAAGGAUGGAAAAGAAAAUACCAUUUAACUUUUUUUUCUUCUUUUUUUAAAUUGGUGGAUGGAAGUGAAGUCUCAGGCAUUGGGUCAUACAGAAUAGAAGUUUGAAACUAAAACAUCAUACAUACACAUGCACACACGCGAGCACACACACACACACCUUCAGAAAUACACAGAGCAAAACUUUGCACGUUAUAGCUUUAAGAGCAUGUCUGUUUGACCUUUUGAUCUUUGUUGUCUGUUUUACCAUUGUAAUCCCUUGAGUUUCAGCACAUUUACCAGUUGUUUCUUUCUUUUUUCUUUAUAACACUUGUAUUCACAUACUCAUAUUUGCUCCUUAUGAAGGUAUCUGUGUAAGGAAGCAAUUGUGUUUUAUUUUUCACAUACUACUGUACAGUGAUAACAAAUAAGUACAGUGUAUGUUAGAAUGUUUCUCAGUUGGUUUUUCUAAAGCUUUGAUCAGUGUCUUACAUUACUCUAUACUUACGUCGAUACUUUUUGUUCAAGUUACAUUUAGGAACAUAAUACAUCUGCAUAAGUAAGGAACUGCCAUUUUUAAAAAGGAUGUCCCAAGUUUCACGGGCGGAUAGUUCUAGUACAUUGAAAGAAUUUAUUGUACAAUGAGAUUUUAACAGAUAUUUAGCCCUCCAUAAACUGCCUAUUUUGUUAUAAUGAAAGUCUAUAUUGAGAUUUAUGUAAGCACUACUACGAUGGGAAUUAUUUUCUCUACAUUGUAAAACCUAUAAUCAAGGAAAAUAAUUAAAUAUCUUUAAAUAUGAAUAUAUUUUUUUCCUUUUACCACCUACUUCUUUUUGUCAUUUAUUUUCCCUCUUUUUAAGUGUACUAAAAACAAACAGGAAAAUUGAAACAAAAAAAAAAAAAGGUAGGAAGGUUCCUGUUUGAAAGCAUGUCAUGGAGACUCGUGGUACAGUAACUCAGUAUGGGGUAGAAAGCAGUCACACAUAGCGCUACUCUGGCAGCUAGUUCUCCUCCUCUCUGGCUCCGUCUCAGAUCCUGUGAAUCACCCACGGUACAGCUAUAUGUCCUUCCCGUGUGCAAGAAAGCAAAUGAAAGACAAGAUUUUUUUUUUCACCCGUCUGCGCUCCUACCCAUUGCAAAACCAUCUUUAUACAUGGGCGAGUUCAGCUGUUGGAUUUUUUUUUCUUUUCCUCGGAAAAGCUGUUGUUUCCUGUGGUGGGAGGUGAUGCUGGUUCUUCUUCAUGUAAGCUGGAAAUUCAAAGACUUGUUUUCAUUUCUUUUCUUCCUUGCAUUUUUUUUGUUUUUGUUUUUGUUUUGUAAACCGUCCAGCGGAGGAGGCCCAGCCGGGUCUUCUCAGAGAUGAUUGUUUUCUAUACUAAGACUGCCUCUUCUACCACCUCACCUCCACUUUCUAGGGACACUUUGGGACUGGAACAUGUAAAUAACCUACUGAUCUAAUUCAUUCCAUUGAUCAAAAAGAGGAGAACAGCUAAUUCAACAAAUAAAAAAAAAUCUUUCUCAUACA
Molecule: messenger RNA, 5529 nt
Organism: Sardina pilchardus (European sardine)
Lineage: Eukaryota; Metazoa; Chordata; Actinopteri; Clupeiformes; Clupeidae
Gene: dlg1b
Product: discs large MAGUK scaffold protein 1b
Exons: 26
Coding region: 658-3564 (968 amino acids)
Biological process (GO): receptor clustering; establishment or maintenance of epithelial cell apical/basal polarity; neurotransmitter receptor localization to postsynaptic specialization membrane
Cellular component (GO): basolateral plasma membrane; neuromuscular junction; neuron projection
Molecular function (GO): kinase binding
Source: RefSeq, a predicted model, not a curated record